AUGUCAGGAGGGUCCAUGAUAGGAAUGAUGAGCAGCAAGAGGCAUCCCAAGAUUCGGAUUCAGACGACUCUACCACGUCGACUGCCUCUUCCGACAAUGACUCUCCUUCGACCGCACCAUCUGCAGGUGAUGACAGCACUGGAAGCGACUCGGAUAGUGACGGAGAUCCGACCACGAUGGAGACGCCCCCGUACCGUCGGCCUUUGGCAUGUCACCACCGACUGGCUCCUCGUCUCCGGCCUUUCCUUCAGGAUCUCCAUCACCACCCCCUCCCAGCAACCUCCCAACCACAACCUCCGCCGCCGCCACUACAAUCACUGCGGCUACCUCGUCCGCUACGCAGAGGCUCGGGCUCGUGGGGAAUCAGAACGGCAAAUCGCUCCCACAAUCCGCCUACCCCCUCCGCCGUCCGAAAUGUGUCCAGCACUUGAUCUUCUUCUGGACAACUGGCAGGAGCCCGAGCCACUCCCCACCUUGGCUGCACGCCCGAGAGAAGACGAAGACAACGAGUCUGAUCUCAACCAACAGCCAAGACCUGCAGGGCGGCCCCGUCAGGGGGAUGCGCACGCUAAUAUAUGA
Aspergillus calidoustus is the source of this 579-nucleotide messenger RNA. Lineage: Eukaryota; Fungi; Ascomycota; Eurotiomycetes; Eurotiales; Aspergillaceae. The record is from the annotation of a GenBank genome assembly.